UCAGUGGCUGCGGAAACAAAGGACUAAAGAUAAGAGAAAAUACUCUCAGCAGUGACCCGGGAAUCGGGGUUUCAUACCCAUCGGAAGAGAAAUGGCGGAUACACAAAGGUUCCGGAUCUGCAAAAAGAGAGUCCAGUUGUAUUUAAUGUUGGCUACCGUUUGGGAGGCGGUUUCUGGGCAAAUUCGCUAUUCGAUUCCCGAGGAAAUGCAGAAAGGCUCCAUUGUGGGGAAUAUCGCAAAGGAUCUGGGGUUGGAUAUAAAGGCGCUAACACAUCACGGAGUCCUCAUUGUUUCCACAGGUAGGACUCAGUAUUUUGCUUUGAAUCUUAAGAGCGGCCAUUUAAUCACCACAGAAAGGAUAGACAGAGAGCAAAUCUGUGGCCGGAUCGAGAAGUGUCUCUUAAUUUUUGAGGUUCUUAUUGAGGAUAAAGUUAAGCUUUUCGCAGUUGAAGUUGAAAUCACAGAUAUUAAUGACAAUACUCCCACCUUCCAAGCGAAGGAGUUCGAGUUAAAAAUUAGUGAGAUUACAGCUGCGGGGACCCGUAUUUCCCUGCAGGAGGCGCAGGAUCCAGAUGUGGGAAUUAAUUCCAUCCAGAGCUAUCAACUGAGUAAUAACAAACACUUCUCUCUGGAUGUGCAAACUGGAUCUGAUGGUGUUAAAUAUGCGGAACUAGUGCUGGAAAAGUCUCUGGACCGGGAAACGCAGACUGUCCAUAAAUUAACUCUCACGGCAGCUGACGGGGGAGAUCCAGUCAGAUCUGCCAUUGCUCAGAUCAGUGUUCUGGUUGUGGACGUCAAUGACAAUGCUCCGCUUUUUACUCAGCUGGUCUAUAAAGUGAGUGUUUUGGAAAACACGCCUCGAGGGUCCUUGAUAAUUACAAUACACGCCACUGACCGUGAUGAAGGACAGAAUUCUGAGGUGACCUUUUCAUUUAGAAAAAUUACAGAAAAGGCGUCUCAGAUAUUCCAGCUUCACCCUAGGACAGGAGAAAUAUCAACGAUAGGUGACCUGGACUACGAGGAAGCUGCAUUAUAUGAAAUGGAAGUGGAGGCAAAGGAUAUUGGAGAUCUCUCCGCCAGGUGUAAAGUUCUGAUAACGGUUAUUGAUGUAAAUGAUAAUACCCCGAAAAUUGCAAUCACUUCCCUGUUCAACUCAGUCUCUGAAGAUUCUCCCCCCGGAACAGUAAUCUCGAUAUUAAAUUUGCGAGACGGAGAUUCCGGCCAGAAUGGUGAGGUCACGUGCUCCAUACCAGCCAACCUUCCAUUCCGGUUACAGAAGUCAUUUGGCAAUUACUACAGUUUAGUGACUGACACAUCACUGGACAGGGAGCGUAUCUCGAAAUACAGUGUAACUAUCACAACCACAGACCGAGGGACUCCUCCUUUAUCCUCAACAACAACUAUUUUAGUUCAGCUUUCAGACAUAAACGACAACGCUCCUAUCUUCAGCCAGACAUCCUACACGUUGCACAUCACAGAGAACAAUCCCAGAGGAGCUUCCCUUUGUUCCCUGAAAGCGAAUGAUUCAGACUUGGAGGAGAACGCCCGAGUCACCUACUCUAUUAAUGAAGGACAUAUAAAUGAAGCUCCGCUCUCGUCCUACAUCUCCAUUAACUCCGAGACUGGGGCUCUCUACGCUCUGCGCUCCUUCGAUUACGAACAGUUCCGGGAGAUUCGGUUCCAAGUGCAGGCUCAGGAUGGGGGUUCCCCACCUCUCAGCAGUAAUGUCUCCGUCACUCUCUUUAUACUGGAUCAGAAUGACAACAGCCCGCACAUCUUACACCCCUCCUUUCCCACCGAUGGCUCCACGGGAGUGGAGUUGGCCCCUCGCUCCUCCGAGCCGGGUUACCUGGUCACUAAGGUGGUGGCGGUGGAUGCAGACUCCGGGCAGAACGCCUGGCUCUCCUACCAGCUGCUGAAGGCUACAGAGCCGGGACUCUUCUCUGUGGGACUCCACAGCGGCGAGAUCAGGACGGCGCGCUACUUUCUCGACAAAGAUGCGCUCAAGCAAAGUCUGGUGGUUUUAGUGAAGGACAACGGGCAGCCUCCUCUCUCUGCCACGGCCACUGUCACGGUGGUGGUGGCUGACAGCAUCCCCGAAAUCCUCUCCGAUUUAAGCAGCCUCUCAGCUCCUGCAGACCCCCAGUCCAGCCUCACCUUGUAUUUGGUGAUCGCUGUGGCUUCCGUUUCCUGCUUGUUCUUUACCUUUAUCAUAGUGUUAAUGGCCCUGAGGCUCCGCCGGUGGAGAAACUCGCAGCUGUUUGACUCCUCGAGUGUGACUUUCAGUGGAGUUCCCGUCUCGCAGUUUGUGGGGCUCGAUGGAGUCAGAGCUUUUCUUCGCUCCUACUCACAUGAGGUUUCUCUCACCACGGACUCCAGAAAGAGCCAGUUCAACUUUCCCAAAUCAAACUAUGCAAAUACUCGGACCAGUGAUCAGACGUAUAUGAUAAAGGAUCCUAUUCUAGUUACUGAAGAUUUAAACAUUAGUAACGGGGAUCUGACCUCCAUUCAGGUGAGCUAA
Messenger RNA from Mauremys reevesii (Reeves's turtle), 2521 nucleotides. Its product is annotated as protocadherin gamma-A6-like. Lineage: Eukaryota; Metazoa; Chordata; Testudines; Geoemydidae. Gene Ontology annotation, cellular component: plasma membrane. Gene Ontology annotation, biological process: homophilic cell-cell adhesion. The record is from RefSeq and is a predicted model, not a curated record. Gene Ontology annotation, molecular function: calcium ion binding.